This is a messenger RNA of Mesorhabditis belari, 870 nucleotides long. Lineage: Eukaryota; Metazoa; Nematoda; Chromadorea; Rhabditida; Rhabditidae. The record is from the annotation of a GenBank genome assembly.
AUGAGGUGGUGUCUCUUCUCGGUGUGUGUAUUGCUGCUGUCCGGCGUUAUCCAAGCACAGAAUCAUCCACAAUCACAGGGUGGAACUCAAUAUCAGAGUGAUUGCAACUAUGUGACUCUGGUGAAAUGUUUCAUCGAUAUUUUGGAUGAAUGGGCAUGGACUUUGUAUGAAUUGAGGGCAAAUGUUGUGACGAUCACACCUGAUCAAUGCACACAUUUGACAAGAUUGGAUCGAUGUGUCAAGGAUAACAUCCCCGAAGGAUCUCUUAAACAAUUGGGCAUUGACGAGGACAAGCACAAGCAUCAAUGUCGACAUGAUGAAGUUGUUGAGGCUUCCGAGACAGUGAGCGAUUUGUUGACACACCGAAAGAAGGCUGGAUCUUUCUUGAAGUCAUACUAUCUCCUGACAUACGCUUGCUCGGAAGAAGGUCAAUCGAUUCUUCGAGAGCACCGAGAAUGCCUCAAAUUGGAAGGAAUCAACGAUAUGACGUUGAAGGCUGGCACAUAUUUGACCACAAAAUUCCUUGACCAGCCCCAUGAUGAGUCGUGUGAGAGGAUACAAGAACAAUUGGACGAGUACAUGCAAUCGACGGGAAAUCUCUGCAAGAAGAAAGCCGCCGCGAAUCUCAUGUGCAAGUCCCUCAUUGGAAUGUUCAAGGGAAUGCACGCAGAUGCAUUGGAAGCCUGUGAUCUCAAAUGCAAUCUUGCUCACAUUCAAGAAGAAGCACCAAACUCGAAUGAUGUCCCAGAAACGGUUCCCGAGCAAGUUGCCACCGAUUCGGAUGCUCAAACGAGAAGAGGCGGCUCAUCGUCAACUCUUCCAAUCUCACAAAUGUUCGCAUUCUUGGGAGCAUUCCUUUUGUUGAAUCGA